Messenger RNA from Penicillium psychrosexuale, 399 nucleotides. RefSeq lists its product as uncharacterized. The record is from RefSeq and is a predicted model, not a curated record. The transcript has a single exon. NCBI's taxonomy places the organism in Eukaryota, Fungi, Ascomycota, Eurotiomycetes, Eurotiales, Aspergillaceae. The coding region runs from base 1 to 399 and encodes 132 amino acids.
AUGGACAGAGGGGUGUUUGAUUGGUUUGCCGCCCUCCAAUUCUGGAAACGAAGCUUGUCAGGCGAGGAAUAUGCUUUGGAUGGCGUGGGAUGCAGGCCAGUUCAAGACUCCACUCAUCAGCCAGCAACCCAUCCGGCCGUUUUUUUGCCUCCCCGUGGCACUUCUCAGCCCUUGACAAUCAUCCUGCGAGUAGCUCAGCCAACCCCAAGCCGUGCCGGUGUAGCACGGAGGAACAGCCAAGACAAAACUUGCUCACCGGCCGAAACGCUCCCAGUGAAGAACUGCCCUUCUGGUCAAACUCCUCAAGCCAAUAACAAGUGCAUCAUGUUGUUUGGCGCCGAUAUUCCCUGCAAGGUCACUAAGACUUCGGAACGUCACGAACGCCCUUUCACAUGUUGA